AAAGAAACAAUCAUACUCUUCAAACAUUUGUUGUCGCCUUAGGAACCAAUAAAGGGGAUCAGCUUUUUAAUCUUCGACAGGCUGUAAAGGAAUUUAAAGCAGAUCAAGAUAUCUCCCUUAUCGCGACGUCACGUAUUUAUAGAACCCAAGCCAUUCUAUUACCGGGGUCUCUGGAGGAAUGGAAUAUUCCUUUUUUGAACGCGGCGGUUAAAAUUAAGACCUCUCUUUCUGAAGAGGAAUUACUGGGACGUUUGAAGGCGAUAGAGGUGCGCUUAGGACGGCCUCUUCAAUAUAAUAAGUGGUCCCCUCGUGUGAUUGACCUGGAUAUUUUAUCGUGCGGUCAAAAGGUUCUUAAGUCAGAAAUAUUGACGAUUCCUCACGCAUUGCUCCUUGAAAGAAGUUUUGCUUUAGCGCCCCUUUUAGAUGUGGCCCCGGAAUGGAGACACCCAGAACAUCCUGAUACAGAUUUAGAGCUCUUGCUGGAAAGAUUAGAUUUUGUUGAGCUGACCCCUUAUCCUUUAGAAGGUACAAGGGUUAUGGGAGUGAUUAAUCUAACACCUAUCUCAAUGUCUGGCCCGAACAAAUCAUUUACAGACGCUGAGUUGAGGGAAGAAAUUGUGGCGAUGGUCAAUGAUGGGGCAGAGAUCAUCGAUGUGGGGGCAGAAUCCACGCGCCCAGGCGCAGAACCGUUAACACCGGAAACAGAAUGGCAACGCCUUCAACUCUUUUUACGAAAUCUGAAGGGGAUUUUGUCUGAUUCCCGUUUGCUGAUUCACCCUAAGAUCAGUAUUGAUACUUAUCACGCAGAAACAGUUCAAAAGUUGAAAGAUUAUGACAUCGACAUCAUUAAUGAUGUUGCAGGAGUGGAGAAAGAAAAGAUCAUUUCUGUUCUUAAAGGAACAAAGAAAAAAUAUGUUUUGAUGCACAAUACAGGAAGGGCAGGGACAAACCACCUGACAUGCUCUGAUGGAAACAUUGUUGAUCACUUAAUUUCUUGGUUUGAACAGAAAACGAGCGAGCUGAUUGCCCUUGGAUUAACUCGAGCUCAGAUUAUUAUCGAUCCUGGG
Molecule: messenger RNA, 1067 nt
Organism: Stylophora pistillata
Lineage: Eukaryota; Metazoa; Cnidaria; Anthozoa; Scleractinia; Pocilloporidae
Product: folate synthesis bifunctional protein-like
Source: RefSeq, a predicted model, not a curated record